AUGAAUAAGAUAUUUAUUGUUAUUAUUUUAAUAAUUACUUUGUUUACUUUUGAAACUAUUAGUCAAAGUACAAGUAGUGAAGUUGAAGAAUGCCCAGAAUCCCCAUAUUACGAUAACCCACCUGUAGAUCCUGAAAAUGCUUAUAAUGGUAUUAUUUAUGCUAAUGAUUUAUCAUCAAUUGAAAAGCAAUUCCAUGAAAAAUAUAUGAGAAUUGCACUUGAUAAAGCUAUUGAACAUAAUUCUAAAUUUGGUGCAGCAAUUGUACAUAAAAAUGGAACUUUAAUGUGUACAGCUGCUAAUACUGGAGAAGGUUCAAGAAUCCUCCAUGGUGAAAUCAGAGCAAUUCUUAAUUGUACUCAAUUAUACCAACAAGAAACAUGGGAAGAUUAUUACAUGUACACAACAGGUGAACCAUGUCCAAUGUGUUCAGCAGCUUUAUUAUGGACUAAAUUUGAAAAAGUUAUUUUUGGAUCAUUUAUUUCAAAUAUGUAUUGUGAGCGUUGUUUCACUCAAUUACCAAUGGAUGCUGAUAGAAUUUUCAGAUUAGGUUAUGGUAUUAAUCAUAAUGCAGUUUUAAUAGGUGGAGUUUUAGAAUCACAAACUGAUUUAUUAAUUCCAUCUGUAUGUGGUACUGGUAGCGUUUUUUCAACCACACCAUUUUGUCAAGCUGGAUGGACUAGAGAUUGCCCAGUAAAUGGAAUUUUUUCAGAUAGUUCUGAUUUUUAA
This is a messenger RNA of Dictyostelium discoideum AX4, 726 nucleotides long. RefSeq lists its product as hypothetical. The record is from RefSeq and is a predicted model, not a curated record. Lineage: Eukaryota; Evosea; Eumycetozoa; Dictyosteliales; Dictyosteliaceae. The transcript is spliced from 5 exons. The coding region runs from base 1 to 726 and encodes 241 amino acids. Gene Ontology annotation, molecular function: zinc ion binding; hydrolase activity.